Molecule: messenger RNA, 5634 nt
Organism: Manacus vitellinus (golden-collared manakin)
Lineage: Eukaryota; Metazoa; Chordata; Aves; Passeriformes; Pipridae
Gene: ITGA1
Product: integrin subunit alpha 1
Exons: 30
Coding region: 454-4152 (1232 amino acids)
Biological process (GO): cell-matrix adhesion; cell adhesion mediated by integrin; cell-cell adhesion
Cellular component (GO): external side of plasma membrane; integrin complex
Molecular function (GO): integrin binding
Source: RefSeq, a predicted model, not a curated record
UCCACUGUCUGAAGAGUUACUGUAUCCCCAGCGCCGCCGAGAAUGGGGAGGGGACGGCUGGCUUCCUCUUACAGGCAAAUGACCGGCCGUAGAGUGCGUUUUUAAGGGGUGAUGUCAGAGAACUUAAACUGGAGCAGCCAAACACGCUCUCUACCUCAACGACGCGUUUCUCCUGUUGACGACGGCUCUGUAGCACACCCAGCUCACUCCUGUCCUACUGGGAGGGGGGGCUGGCCGGCGGGAGACACUUAUUAAUUAUGAACGUGAAGAUGUCCCUUUAAGGUCUGCUGUGCUCUCCAAGAGCGGCAUCCGGAGGCUUAGUGGGGUAGACUUGGCUUUAUUUGUACAUCCUAGAGCCGGGCUAGUUUUUCGGGGAGGUUUCCAAAGCUCAGAGGUCUUUGGGGGGUGGGUGGGAGGAAAGUUGUGUGCAGGCAGGAAACUAAAUUCUUCUUGAUGCGAAGAAACAAACGUAAAGACCGAAUAACAAACAGGAAAUGCCUAACUCGGCGGCGAGGCGGACGGGCGGUGCAGAGCACUGAGCUCCUUCGGCAGCGCCGCUCCGCCGGCGGCAGGACCGCUCCCGCCACCGCGACUCUCCACCCGGGCUUCCAGCCCCGGGCUCGCAGGAGCCCUGGCAUGGCCGCCUCCUACUGGAUGCUGACAGCUCUCUUUCACCUUGUCCACACUUCCAAUGUUGAUGUGAAAAAUGCAAUGACCUUCAGUGGGCCUCUGGAAGACAUGUUUGGGUACACAGUCCAGCAGUAUGAAAAUGAGGAAGGGAAAUGGGUACUUAUUGGUUCACCGUUAGUUGGCCAACCUGAGAAAAGAACAGGCGAUGUCUACAAAUGCCCUGUAGGAAGGGACAGCCAGUCACCCUGCAUAAAACUGAACUUGCCAGUUGCUACUUCAGUUCCUAAUGUUGUGGAAGUAAAAGAAAACAUGACUCUUGGAACAACCUUAGUGACUAACCCAAAAGGAGGGUUUCUGGCAUGUGGACCACUUUAUGCUUAUAAAUGUGGACGUUUGCAUUACACAACUGGCGUUUGCUCUAAUGUCAGCUCCACUUUUGAAACCAUUGAGGCCAUUGCUCCAUCUGUGCAAGAGUGUAAAACCCAGUUGGACAUCAUCAUAGUCCUCGAUGGGUCUAACAGCAUUUAUCCGUGGGAGAGUGUCACAGCCUUUCUAAACAGCCUCCUGAACAACAUGGAUAUAGGCCCUCAGCAAACACAGGUUGGAAUUGUUCAGUACGGACAGACUGUAGUCCAUGAAUUUUACCUGAAUACAUACUCGACAACAGAAGAUGUUAUGGCUGCAGCCACAAGGAUACGCCAGCGAGGUGGCACGCAAACUAUGACAGCCCUGGGAAUAGACACGGCAAGGAAAGAAGCUUUCACAGAGGCUCAUGGUGCACGAAGAGGAGUACAAAAAGUAAUGGUUAUUGUUACUGAUGGGGAAUCACAUGACAACUACAGAUUACAAGACGUGAUUGAUGAUUGUGAAGAUGAAAACAUUCAGAGAUUUGCUAUUGCUAUUCUUGGCAGCUAUAGCAGAGGAAAUUUAAGUACUGAAAAAUUUGUAGAGGAAAUAAAAUCAAUUGCCAGUAAGCCUACUGAAAAGCAUUUUUUCAAUGUCUCAGAUGAAUUAGCUCUUGUAACUAUUGUUGAAGCACUUGGAGAAAGAAUAUUUGCCCUGGAAGCCACAACAGACCAGCAGGCCUCCUCAUUUGAAAUGGAAAUGUCUCAAGCUGGUUUUAGUGCUCAUUAUUCUCAGGAUUGGAUCAUGCUUGGAGCAGUUGGAGCAUAUGACUGGAAUGGCACAGUGCUAAUGGUGAAGGACAGUGGUAUUUCAAUGCCAACUAAUGACACCUUUCGUGACAGGACUUCCGAGAGAAACGAACCACUUGCAGCCUAUCUAGGAUAUACUGUGAAUUCAGCACUGACAUCUGGAGGUGUACUGUACAUAGCAGGACAGCCACGAUACAAUCACACUGGCCAAGUUAUCAUUUAUAAGAUGGAAGGAAAAGAGGUGCAAGUAAUUCAGAGAUUAAAUGGAGAACAAAUUGGGUCAUACUUUGGGGGUGUUAUUACCACAGUCGACAUCGAUAGGGACUCAUUUACAGACCUUCUUCUUGUUGGAGCUCCUAUGUAUAUGGGAACUGAGAAAGAGGAGCAAGGGAAGGUAUAUGUUUACAGUCUGAACAAGACAAAGUUUGAAUAUCAGAUGAGUCUCGAGCCUGUAAAGCAGACAUGCUGUUCACCGUUAAAACAGGACACCUGCAAGGUUCUUAAGAAUGAGCCUUGUGGUGCCCGCUUCGGGACUGCAAUUGCUGCAGUGAAGGAUCUCAAUCUUGACGGAUAUAAUGACAUUGUAGUAGGUUCUCCCUUAGAGGAUGACCAUCGGGGAGCUGUUUAUAUUUAUCAUGGCCGUGGCAAAGCAAUCAGUAAAAAAUAUUCACAGCGUAUUGCAUCAGGUGGAGAUGGGGAAAAAGUGAAAUUUUUUGGCCAGUCUGUGCAUGGAGAAAUGGAUUUAAACGAUGACGGGCUGAUUGAUGUUACCAUCGGAGGCAUUGGUGGGGCUGCCCUCUUCUGGUCUCGUGAUGUGGCUGAAGUAAAUGUUUCCAUGCAAUUCACACCUAAAAGUAUCAAUAUCCAACAACAAAAUUGCCAGAUAAAUAAAAGAAAAACAAUAUGUAUAAAUGCCACAAUUUGUUUUAAGACCAGACUAAAGUCAAAAGAAGAUAUAUUUGAAUCCAGUAUGCAGUAUUGGAUUACUCUUGACUCACAAAGACAGAUAUCUCGAAGCUUGUUCACAGAAAGCCAUGAGAGGAAAAUGCAAAAAAAUAUAACUAUCAAAGGGUCAGAAUGUACUAAACAUAACUUCUACAUGUUGGAUAAGCCUGACUUUCAGGACUCUGUAAAGGUUUUGCUGGAGUUCAAUUUUUCUGAUCCAGAGAGUGGACCUGUUCUUGAUAGCAACCUGCCAAAUUCAAUAUCUGAAUACAUUCCUUUCACAAAAGAUUGUGGAGCCAAGAAUAAAUGCAUUUCAGAUCUUGUUCUUAAUGUAAAAGCAAGCAUAGCAGGAGACAGCUCUUCUCCAUUCAUUGUAAAGUCACGCAAUGAUAAGUUCAUGAUCCAGCUCUCUGUGAAGAACAAAAAAGACAGUGCCUAUAAUACCAGAGUUUUGGUUCAAUAUUCUCCAAAUAUUAUUUUUGCUGGCAUUGAGGAUAUACAGAAAGAUAGCUGUGAAUCUAAUCACAACAUCACCUGUAAAGUGGGAUAUCCAUUUCUAAAACCUGCAGAAGAGAUUUCCUUCAAAAUAUCAUUUCAAUUCAACGCAUCGUAUCUCCUGGAAAAUGCUACUAUUCAUGUAUAUGCAACAAGUGACAGUGAAGAACCACCUGAGACGUUGAGUGAUAACAGAGGACAUGUUACAAUUCCAGUAAAAUAUGAAGUAGGAUUAAUCUUUGUAAGCAUUUUCAAAGAGCACCAUGUUAUAAUUGGGGCAAAUGAUACCAUCCCUACCGCUAUUAACACAACAGAGCAGAUCGGGGAUGAAGUUACUUUACAUUAUAGGAUUGAAAAAGGUGAACAUUUUCCAAUGCCAAACCUCACACUGCAGAUCUUUUAUCCCAACGUAACAGCAGCCAAGAACACUCUUCUCUACCUUACUGCAUUGUCACAUACCCAAAAUGCCAUCUGCCAAAGUAGUUACCCUGUAGAUCCCUUAAAGAUCAGCACUGGGAAACCAUUUGUGUUGUCAAAAAUAAAAGAACCUAUGAAGGAUACAAUUAUGGCCUGUGACACAUAUAGCUGUGCCUCUAUUAAUUGUGCCUUGGUCCCAUCUGACAUAUAUCAAGUGAAUGUUUCACUAAGAGUAUGGAAACCUACCAUCAUAAAAGCCAGUAUUCACAGCUUAACCCUUAUUGUGAAAGCAUUACUUAGGAGUGAGAACUCAUCAUUGAUUUUGAGAAAUGAUCAUCAAAAACUGGAGACCAUGAUUAAGAUUUCCAAAGAACUCCCACCGGGUACAGUCCCCUUAUGGGUUAUCCUCCUGAGUAUCUUUGCCGGACUCCUGAUUCUUGCACUGCUUAUAUUUGCUCUGUGGAAGGCUGGAUUUUUCAAAAGGCCUCUAAAGAAGAAAAUGGAGAAAUGAAAAGAAAAACCACAAAGCACAGAAAUUUUUGCUCAGGUCUGCCUCCAAAAUGUUACUGUAGAAUUAUAAACUUAGGUGCAGUGAUUACAAUGUUUUCUAAACUCUGGUGCAUUAAAAAAAACCCUAGAAGUAGAAAAACAAGAAGGAAAUCAAGCACACAUGCAAAGGAAUAAUGCAAAGAAAGAAUAAACAACCUUAUGGCAUUUUGUGAUACUCAAGAAUAUACUUUCAAGUGCUACUCAUUUUUGGAGAGUAACUGAAUUCAAAGAUUCUAACAUUUUUUAAUACGGAAAAUGUGUCAUCAUAUUUUUACGUGGGAUCAUUUAUUAUUCCAAAUUACACAAGAAUUCAGCUUGUGUGUAGCAAUCCCAGUCUUUUUUAUCACCUUACCAUUUUGGAAAGGAAAAAGCAUCAUUUUCAGAAUUUCUUUCUUAUGUCAGUUCUGUGAAAGCAGACUGUCAGUUCACAAGGCAGAAUAUGCAAACUUUGAGUGCACCAAAUACUGUAUGAUAGCUGAUGCAAUGACAAUUCAGAAGACAGAAGCACCUCCAGAAUUUUGCAUGAAAAUUACUGAAAUUGGAUUUCUUGGAUUUCUCCUUCUGCCUACUGUAGCAUGUCCCGCUGAACCCAGGAUACUCCAAGGAAGAGAUAUUUAUGGUCAAGUGGACCAUAAAGGAUUGACCCGUUAAAUAACUGUUUGAACUUGAAACAGAUUUUUGGCAGGCCUAAAAAUGUAUGCACAAACAGUCAAGCCCAUCUGAUUGCACACUGUAUUCAAAUAAGCAGGAGCACAACUGUAUCUGCAAGUAGAAAUACCCAUAUUUAUGCAGAAGAUGUUUAGAAGCACCCUGAAAGUUUGACUCUUGCUGUAUAUCUUGGAGUAGCCAGGAGAGUGCUUUAUAAACUGUCACUGUAAAUUUAGUGUGUAGCUAUUUAAUCCAAUGAAUUUAAAGUGUACAAAAUGAUAGUUAAUAAAAGAGCACAGAUAGAAAAUUCAGCACUGGCAAGCUUCUUCUAGUAUUAUAAGUCACACCUCAUCGUUAUUACUUAUGAGUUUAAAAAUUGAUGCAGAAUUUGCAUACCAAAAGCACUUAAAAAUGAUGUUUAUUUUUGUGAAAGAUUAAAAGUUUAUAUGAGAAUACACUGAAAUGUAGAUAGCAAAAUGUUUCUUUAAGAAAUUUUUUCUUUCUAUUUAGAUCAUUUAGUUUCCUCCUUUCUUUUGUGUGCUUGUCUCCCUGGGGCACUUUGCUGUGCCUUGUCCUUGAGAGCUUCCUAUAUUACUUGCAGUCACACAAAAUUAACAAAAGAAAAAUGAGGCAUGCUGGCAAAGUGUGAUGCUGCCUCACCAUGAGGGGGCUCAGUAUUGGUUGCCAAUAGAUCAGAAAAUAUUGAGGAGACUUACUAAGUUCUAUAAAAUGUACUUUUUUGCAGAAAAGCUUUGCCUUGCCAGGGAAGUCAGGAAAAUUGGUUCCUCUUCUUGGG